CCCGCAUCGCGCUCAAUUGCAAUUUGUCAUGCGAGUCUCACGGAAAUCCCGCGGGAGGACAGACCUCUCGGCUACAGUUGCACUCUGUUGAAACAUUUCCGUAUCCAAACAGCGUGAAUCAAACGUUUCAGAGCGAUUAGCAUAGCAUCUCGGAACAACCAGUACAUUACACGGAAGAAGAAAAGUUUUCCUUCUCUUGAUUUGCCGCCGAAAGUUUACAAUGUUGCUUGUAAAAGUUACCGUUUUUGAAAACUACACUAUAGAUUUUGCGCAAAAAAAGAGAAAAAAUGUCCGACUUUCCAAAAAGCACGCAAACGAUGUCAAGGAGGCUCGAGAAUGGCGAGUGUGACGAUUGUUUGGAAGAGGCGGAUUCGGUCUUACAGCUUCAUAAGUUAUCGUCGAAGAAUUGCUUGAAAUUGGGCGAGGACGCCAACGUAGACAGCUGUCCAUUUACUCAGGAUGCGACUUCAAGACCCGUCGACAGCGUUCAGUAUGGACGCAGGCCUGUUUCCCGAUUGGAGAAGGAAACCCGGGAGCUGAUUGCGGCUUACUUAUUCCGAUCAGCCGGAUUGCCCCACUCAUGUAGCCGCACUGGAAGGAAACCUUUCGACAUCCUUGUUCGUGUUGGGGAUCGAAUAAUCAAAAACAACAAAUCAUUUUUUAAUGAAGCUCUGCAGACGAUCGAUUUCUCCCAGAAGGAACUCCUUGAGUACAUGACCGAUCUUGCUCAAGACAUGCUCACUGAGAGAGUAAUGAAAUGGAGACAUGUUACAGGCUUCAUAGUAUUUGGGUCAGCUGUAGCCAAGCACCUAAAGCAAGUCCACCUGGAGCAUUGCAUCCUGCCCUUAGCAGACCACAUUUCUGCCUUACUGCUUAAACAUUGUAAGGAUUGGAUGGUGAAAAAUAGAGCUUGGGAAGGUUUUGCAGACUUCUUUCACAUUGUAGUCCGUGAACCAGAAACUUGGCAGUUCCGAAUCACCUUUUUAGGAUUGGCAUUCCUAACAGAUGGCCUUGUUAGUUUUUUUAAGUUAAAUGAAAUGCUGCAGUUCCUUAUUCAAAUUUUACAUUAUUUUUUUCAUACUUUUUAG
This is a messenger RNA of Polypterus senegalus (gray bichir), 1088 nucleotides long. RefSeq names its product induced myeloid leukemia cell differentiation protein Mcl-1-like. The transcript has 3 exons. The record is from RefSeq and is a predicted model, not a curated record. Gene Ontology annotation, biological process: release of cytochrome c from mitochondria; extrinsic apoptotic signaling pathway in absence of ligand; intrinsic apoptotic signaling pathway in response to DNA damage. Lineage: Eukaryota; Metazoa; Chordata; Cladistia; Polypteriformes; Polypteridae. Gene Ontology annotation, molecular function: protein homodimerization activity; protein heterodimerization activity; channel activity. Gene Ontology annotation, cellular component: mitochondrial outer membrane. The coding region runs from base 288 to 1088 and encodes 266 amino acids.